ACAACAAUAACACAGUAUUAUCAAUACCACGUGGUGAGCGGUUUCUGCUUCUGUUUAUAAAGAGAGAGCUUGUAGCUUAUAAACCAUUGGAAAAACAUAGCAGUGCCUAGAUGAGAAGGGAUUUUACAUACACUAAAGUGUAAUAUUGAUUCCAGAUAUGACAAAAGAAAUAGUCAUGGAAAAGGAAGAAGCCGAAAGGAAAUUAAGCGUUCCUAAAAUAUGUCAUGAUUUCGAAGGGGACGAAAAUAAAGCAACAGAAAGUAAUAAACUUUUACAGAGAAGAAAAAUGUUGAACUCUGAAAUUCCAAACUUGAAGACCCUGACAUUGAAUACAAAUGCUCACGGACGAUCAUGUUCCUUUCGCAAUCGACCGCGGCCAAAACUGUUAGACGUUGAUCUCGAUCGGCCAAGGAGAAGCAGUUUGCCAUCACCGGUCAGAAGCCAACAUCUUUCAGUUUCUUUUGAAGAUAUAAAUAGGCGUGAAACCACACAACAGCCGUUACAGCGUGUAAGGUCAUUUAAGACAACUUCAAAAGGUGGAAUAGUGAACAGGGGGGAUUCUUUCAAACGAAGUUCGAACAGUAUAAAUUCCACAGGAAGUGCUAUUGUAAAUACAGAUAAUGCAGUCAAUAGUGGACCAUCUAACAGGCCAAGAGCAAAUAGUACACAUUCAAAAGAAAGUGCUAAUGCCGAAAGUAUCGCCUCUUCAUCAGAAACACAAAUUUAUAAAGUAGCAAUGCUCGGAGACAAAGGAGUUGGGAAGACGUCACUGACCAACCAGUUUAUGACGUCAGAAUUUGUGGCAUUUGAGAACGACCAAGAUGAACCAGAGUCAGACAGACAUGUUACAGUUCUACUCAAUGCAGAAGAAUCUACUUUAGAAAUUAUUGACAGACCUAUGGAUAACCAGGAGCUAAGUGACCAAUGUUUCGACGCAUUUGCGGUUGUAUAUUCAAUGACGGACCGAGCCAGCUACCAGAUAGCCGUAGACCAAUUGUACAAUAUAAGACAUGAACUUUCUAUAAAGGAGAAGCCUACAAUAUUAAUAGCAAAUAAGAUAGACCUUGUUCGGAAGCGUAAAGUAACGAAAGAAGAAGCCAGAUCUGUUGCAAAACAAUACGACAGCAAGUACGCAGAAACAUCGGCUGCUCUAAAUCAUCAUGUGGAUGAGUUACUAGUCGGUAUACUGAGUCAGAUACGACUUACUCAUACACCUGAAAUGCAUAUGGAACGUCCAGAUUUUGAGGCGAGAUCUAGAGAUAAACUUGGUAAAUGUGCUUUACCAGGACCUAAAAGGUUGUUGAACUUUAUAUUCAAGAAACAUCACUCCAAAGCAUCGACACACGAGUGCGAAAACUUGUUUACACGUUAACUUAUAACUUAACAAGUAUUGGAAGUUUAACUGCACAAUAACUAAAGGAGUUUAUUUCCGGGAGAUAUAAUUUAAAGGUUUGAUUCCAUGAAAACAACGAGUAACGGUACUAUCCUAUUAUAAUAAAAUUUAUACAACGAUAACAGUUAGUUUAAAUUCUAGUUUAAUAUUAGAUUCCAUGCUAAUAAAAGACGAUUCCAUGCUAAUAAAAGACGACUUUGUUUCGCGUUUCUGUUAUAACAGAAUAGUAUUGUGCUAGUAAUUUGCCAAGCAGUGUACUGUGAGGGUUUUCUUGAUGUUAUCUGAAAUGUUCUGUUUAAAAGUAACUGAAUAUUACUGCUUAUAUAAAUACAUUUCAGUGUUUUAUAUUUCAUAGAUAUCUAAUAUUUUAAGGUUUGAAGAGAAGUUCCCCCAACUGUUGUCAUCAGAAUUACUAUGAAACACAUUUCAUUUUACAUAAUUAUUGUUUUAUCUAAUAUUUGUAAUAUUGGGGCAAUUGAGAAUUUGAGAGUAUUUUUUCACAUUACUUUAUAUAAGGUGUUAUAACAAUAAAAUUGUUUAUGGUGGCGUCAUGUUACUUAUAUGAGACUCAAAUUAUAUGAGAAAUGUUGAAGCUUUAAGGACAUUCAGAAAAGUUACAUAAUUCGUAUAUAUGAAGCAGUUUGGAGGAAUUAGAUACUAGUAAACAAUAGCGUAUCAUCGAGUAUUCGCAAAUCAUCGACUAAAUUCAGCAGACGUCUUUUACAAGUAAUGUAUUGGUGCUUGACUGCUUAAACUAUCGAUAAUUGCAUGGAGUAUUCUUUAACAGGUUGUAUAUUACCUCUCUUCAAUCAACAUAAACACCAUUUUGCAUAUCAAUAUGUCAUUUCUUAUUAUGUUUUUCCUAAUAAACUUUAAUAAACCUUC
Mercenaria mercenaria is the source of this 2278-nucleotide messenger RNA. RefSeq names its product GTP-binding protein REM 1-like. The record is from RefSeq and is a predicted model, not a curated record. Gene Ontology annotation, cellular component: plasma membrane. Lineage: Eukaryota; Metazoa; Mollusca; Bivalvia; Venerida; Veneridae. Gene Ontology annotation, molecular function: GTPase activity; GTP binding; calcium channel regulator activity. The transcript has 5 exons. Bases 158 to 1372 code for a protein of 404 amino acids.